CGGAACACACGCACACACACACACACACACACACGCGCGCGCGCGCACACACACACACACGCACACACGGGAGCAGUAAUGGCGGACUACGACUACGAUGAUCGGGACCGGGCCUAUAGCAGCUUCGGCGGCAACAGAGGGCCCCGCAGCGGAGGCGGCGGCCCCCCCGGAGGUCGGCGUAUGAAGGAGCUUCCCUCGGAGCCCCCCUACACCGCCUACGUGGGCAACCUGCCGCCAAACACGGUCCAGGGAGACCUGGACAGCAUCUUCAAGGACCUCAGCAUACGCAGCGUCCGACUCGUGCGCGACAAAGAGACCGACAAGUUCAAAGGUUUCUGUUAUGUGGAGUUUGACGACCUGGACUCUCUGAAGGAGGCCUUGGCGUACGACGGCGCCGAUUAUUGCUCCAGGUCACUUCGGGUGGACAUUGCGGAGGGGCGGAGACAAGCGCGAGGGGGGAGCGGCUUUGGCUUUCCCAAAGACGACUCUCGAGGCCAAGGAGGACAUCGAGGAGGCGGCCCCCGAGGAGGACGCGAUGACUUCGUGGAUCAGCCCGGUGGAGGUGCGACCAAUCAGAUGGCAGGUUUCAGAGACGACGACUUCUCGGGAGGGCGGAGUCGGGGAGGCGGCCGCGGAGGCGACAGGCGAGGCGGCGGCGGCGGCGGGAUGGGUCGCUACAGAGACGGGCCGCCUCGCGGAGGCAUGUCGGACUUCAGGGAACCAUCUGACGAGGAGCGUGCGCAGAGGCCGCGUCUCCAGUUGAAGCCUCGGACGGUGUCGGAGCCUCUCAACCAGGUGGCCAACCCCAACUCCGCCAUCUUUGGGGGCGCCAAGCCGCGAGAGGAGCAGUGACGCGUUUGCGGCAGCCGAGCGAGCGGACGGCGAAAGAGCAGAAAAGAAAAGCAGAAAAAAGGUUUCGUUGUGUCAGUGUGGACCACCAGAAGAAAGAGCAAAGUCCAAAUUGCUGCCCGAGCAGGCAAGCAAGCCGCACGUUCCACCAUCUCGUUUUCCUCCCUCCCUCUCUCCCCCCCCCCUCCCGCAAGUUGUCGCUUUCUGCUCCUGGUCCACACCCGCUCCCUCCCGUUCGGUCCGGCUUCUCGGCCCGGUCCCGACUCGGCCGCGGACCGCUUCCCGUAUCUCUGCGCUCUUGUGGACCGGGUCGGGGCGCGUCAUCGUUCGGGUUCUCGUCUCGUGUGUUCUGGAUGUGGCAGACACUUUCUUAUUGUACAAAAGGAAUAAAACGGCUGUUUUAAAUGUUUUCUUUCUUUCUUUUUCUUUUUCUCGGUGACAAUGACGGCAAUAAACGGAAUCCUCAAACCGUG
Messenger RNA from Hippocampus comes (tiger tail seahorse), 1322 nucleotides. RefSeq names its product eukaryotic translation initiation factor 4h (gene eif4h). The coding region runs from base 79 to 852 and encodes 257 amino acids. The transcript has 8 exons. The record is from RefSeq and is a predicted model, not a curated record. Gene Ontology annotation, molecular function: RNA binding. Lineage: Eukaryota; Metazoa; Chordata; Actinopteri; Syngnathiformes; Syngnathidae.